This is a messenger RNA of Liolophura sinensis, 1996 nucleotides long. Its product is annotated as RNA-binding protein 47-like. Gene Ontology annotation, molecular function: RNA binding. Lineage: Eukaryota; Metazoa; Mollusca; Polyplacophora; Chitonida; Chitonidae. The record is from RefSeq and is a predicted model, not a curated record.
CAGCAAGGUGUAGGUAUGGCAUCCGUGAAGAAGGCUUUGCCGCAUGGUGUGACCUGAGCGCCAAACGAAGAAGCCUUGCUGAAACUUAUGGACAGAAGAGGAUACACCAUGCUGCAAGAAAAUGGGCAAAGAGAGUACGGCGGUCCACCUCCCGACUGGGAAAGCCUGGCUCCUUUAAGGGUUUGCGAAAUUUUCGUCGGAAAGAUUCCAAGAGAAGACGAGCUUGUUCCAAUAUUUGAGAAGAUAGGGAAGAUUUACGAACUGAAACUCAUGAUGGACCUCUCUGGAUCCAAUAGAGGAUAUGGAUUCGUUAUGUGCACUAACAAAGAACACGCUAAACAAGCGGUAAAGGAGCUUAACAACUACGAAAUUCGUAAAGGCCGGCUCUUGGGUGUUUGCAAAUCCGUUGACAACUGUCGAUUAUUCGUUGGAGGUAUUCCAAAGAACAAACAGAGAGAUGAAAUUUUGCAGGAGAUGAAAAAAGUAACAGAUGGUGUAACGGGUGUCUUUGUACUUUCAUCAGCCAUUGACAAAACAAACAACUGUGGAUUUGUGUUCGUGGAAUAUGAAUCGCAUCAGGCAGCCGCCAUGACAAGAAGGAAGCUCAUUCCCGCCAGAAUUCGGUUAUGAGACCAUCGGAUUGUAGUUGAUUGGGCUGAACCAGAACAAGAUGUUGAUGAAGACGUUAUGUCUACUGUGAGAAUUUUGCACAUGAGGAACCUUAUGUUGACAACUGCAGAAGACAAAAGUAGAGCUGUGCAGUCAAGUUGUGGGAAAGACAAUGCUGUGGAAAGAGUAAAGAAGAUAAGAGAUUAUGCAUUCAUUCAUUUUAGAGACAGAGAUGAUGCUGUUAUGGCCCAUGACUAAACUUAAUGAGCUAUGGCUAUGAUUUUGAUCCUAGUUACUCUCCACCAUCGUAUUACAACCCGAUGUCUCCACCACCCGCAAGGUAAGAACUAUUUUGGCCUGAAAUCCACAACUCUGUUCACUCACUGUAAGAAUACAGAUGAGAAUCAAGCACAGCAGAUGAUCUUGCAGUCAGAAUAGAGUUGUAUUCUUGGAAUUUUUAUAAAAAAUCGGUUAGCUUAGAAAAAUAUUUGCAGAAUUAGGAGCGUAGGUUGUCAUAUUCCACCAUGUGUGUCCAGUUUGUUUAAUAUCAGGGUUCUCAGAACUGUCAGAUGCUCUGUCAUUUGUGUGCUUCAGACCAGGGAUAGGAUAUUUGUCUUUGGUUUUAAAUCAUUUAAGUUACGAUAACCUAAGAUGAAAUUUUACCUCUUGAUUUGUCUGUAAUAACUGUAACUGUAAAUAAGCAUAUGUAAGUGGGUUUUACAAAGUACAGUAUUGUAGCUCUCCUGCUGAUAUGCUAAUGGAUACAGAGUACAGAGUGAGAACUAGAAAAAUGACAUGGGCAAGUCUACUUUGGCAACUGAAAUCCAAAAUGAGGUAAUGGUGGAUUUCAGUUGGAAGGGGCUUCACAUGGAGCAGAAAUAUUUGCAAGACUGUGCAAGGCAUAGCUUUAUUGAAAACAGGCGAUUUUAUUGAAUGGUAGGGGCUUGCUUUUUGCCAAGAAUUAAUGUGAACUUAGUACCACCUGUGACCUAUAUUCUUUAAUUGUCACUGUAGCUUUCCAUUCAUCAGCAUACAUGUAGGAAAGGUACACUACCAUAUUUAGUGGUUUUGCCAUUGUGGCUGAUAGAGUCAUUUGACAUGAAAGAAGUUGCAUUUAUGUGUUAUCCAUGCAAUGUCCUCAAAAAAGGUUUUAUGAACUUCUUACAUGUAAGUAUACAAAGAAGCAUUAAGUUUCAUCAACCGAACCUUAAUAGCUCAAUAUAUUUGAUUUUAUGUGAACAUCUCAGGAAGAAAAGCAGGAAGAAGAAACUUUAAGAAGGCUCAGUCACAUAAUUUUUACCAUGAAAUAGCUUGAAUAUUUGAAUAGAAUAUUUGAAAGAAUAUUUUACUUUUUGUACUGUUAGCAGGGGGUUGGCAGAGCGAGGUC